This is a messenger RNA of Alternaria triticimaculans, 1176 nucleotides long. RefSeq lists its product as uncharacterized. The transcript has 3 exons. Lineage: Eukaryota; Fungi; Ascomycota; Dothideomycetes; Pleosporales; Pleosporaceae. Gene Ontology annotation, molecular function: monooxygenase activity; heme binding; iron ion binding. The record is from RefSeq and is a predicted model, not a curated record. Bases 1 to 1176 code for a protein of 391 amino acids.
AUGUCGUAUGGCACAACACCCAACCGCGAACUCAGCCUCAUCAUCGCCCCCGACCCAGACCACAGUCGUCAACGCAAGAUCUUCACACCCGCGUUCUCGGACCGAGCCUUGAAACAACAAGAACCCCUCUUCGUCAAAUACGUCGACAAACUUGUAUCUUCCAUGAAAAACACCAUCGAAAAGGAUCCAACCGCGAAGUUCGACAUGGUCAGGAUGUACAACUUCACCACCUUCGAUAUCAUGGGCGACUUGACUUUCGGAGAGCCACUGCAUAUGCUUGACAACGCCGAAUAUGACCCCUGGGUCCGUAUCAUCUUUGCCAGUCUCAAGAUGGGAUCUCACUUCACCGUCAUGAUGUCAUAUCCAUGGCUAUGGCGUGCGUUCAAGAGAUACGUACCUGAGUCUGUAAAUCGGAAGCGGAUGGACCACUUCAACCACUCUGUAACGCGCGUGACAAAGCGCCUUGAGAAAGGCCGCGAUUCCGAGGGCGUCGAUCUAUGGGAUCUGGUGCUAGGCCAAAAGGAGGGCCGAGGCCUGACCCGAGGCGAGAUGGACGCAAAUGCUUCCCUCUUUAUGAUCGCUGGAACGGAAACAACAGCUACACUCGUUUCGGGCCUAACAUAUCUGCUCUUGCGCAACCCGGACUGCAUGGCGAAGCUCAACCAUGAGAUCCGUAGCGCUUUUGCCAGCGACGCCGACAUGACCAUGGAGCAGCUCGCUGCUUUACCCUAUCUGUCGGCAUGCAUUAAGGAAGCUUUCCGUAUCUACCCACCCGUUCCUCUCGGACUUCCGCGCCUCACACCACAAGACGGAAGUACUGUUGUGGGCCAAUACGUACCACCGGACACCAUUCUCAUGAUCCCGCAGCACGCCAUGUACUUGUCUGACAAGAACUUCAAGAGGCCAAUGGAAUUCCUUCCUCAGAGAUGGAUGGGUGAUCCCGAGUUCGAUGGUGAUGAGAGGCAGUGUGUUCAGCCGUUCUCUGUUGGAUCAAGGGAUUGUGUCGGCAAGAAUAAACUUAGUAUGGCAUACCACGAGAUACGCCUCCUUGCUUCCAAGGUCUACUACAACUUCGAUAUCGAACUCUGCCCUGAGAGCAGUGAUUGGAGUAACCAGAAAACAUUCAUUCUCUGGGAGAAGCACCCUUUGAUGUGCAAGCUGAAGGCUGUCAACUAG